Heteronotia binoei (common prickly gecko) is the source of this 8486-nucleotide messenger RNA. It is a transcript of the gene KNL1, whose product is annotated as kinetochore scaffold 1. The record is from RefSeq and is a predicted model, not a curated record. Gene Ontology annotation, cellular component: nucleus. The coding region runs from base 674 to 7729 and encodes 2351 amino acids. The transcript is spliced from 26 exons. Lineage: Eukaryota; Metazoa; Chordata; Lepidosauria; Squamata; Gekkonidae. Gene Ontology annotation, biological process: attachment of spindle microtubules to kinetochore; protein localization to kinetochore; cell division.
GGCGCUGAAAGACCGACGUGCCGAAGGUCGCGGGUUUUUCCUGUCGGAGGUUUUGGAGAAGAGACCGUUGCCGAGGGAGGAGAACCUCUGACGACCACUGCGCUUGAACUGUGGUGUGAGUUAGCGGGGAGCAGUUUAGCCUGCCCCUUUGCGGCCUUCUUCUGCAGCCGCUUUCCUCGUAGCCGAAGUCGGGGCUUGUCGUCGCCGCUCCCUCGACCCCAGCCUCCGGCUUCUCACACCCCUCUCUGCGUUCGUACAUGUUUACUCGGAAGUAAAUCCCACUUCGCUCGUGGGCUUACUCCCUGAGUUGCUGUGUGCCCAAAAUGUGGGUCGGAGAAUGUUGUGGCAUCGGCGGGGGAAUGAGGCUUAGAGAGGCGGCAGCUUUUUUUUGCCGAAGAUGGGUCUUCCGCUCCAGUGGCAGAGUCCAUCCGAGGCGGCAGGAAUCGGCAGUGCCAUUUAAGACUUCAGUAGGUGGGAAGAGUCAAAUUGUCAACGAUUCCUUCCUAACUUUCGCCCCGGAAAAAAAAAAAAAACCCUCUUCAGGGAGAGCGGUUCUAGCCUACCUCUUGCUUUGUCUUAUCUGCUUCCCGAUCCUAUGAAUUAUUACUAACUAAAAUCUGCAGCUGGGGUGUGCGUGUGAAAACCAGCUAGCCCCACCCUGGGGCCCUCCAGGAUGGACACAAUUUAUUCCGAAAUAAAUGCAGAAGAUGACCACGCAAUUAAAAGAAGGAUUUCAUCUAUUUUAAAAGUCCCCCGAACCCCUCUUCGUGACCUAGGGAGUGGGAAUGAGAUAAUUCAGGGUGGCAAUGCUGAGAAACGUCAGAGAAACUCCCGGCGUGUCAGUUUUGCAGAUACAAUAAGGGUUUUUCCAACAGAUCUUCAAACAAGUGCGGAGUCAGAUCAUUUAGAGGAAACAGUAGAGCCAAGGCAUCAGGAACCACUUAAUCAAAAAGAAAAACCAGAGACUGUCCAGUGUGAGAUCACUGGAAUGAACACUUUACUUCAUGCCCCAAUCCAGACACCAUUGCAAGAAAUAGAGUGCUACGAUGUAAACUCUGGUCAGGAAUGGAACAAAAUGAACAGAACACUUCUCUUUUCAGAAGAAAAUGAAAUGGAUAUGACAGCUGGUCACACUGUAAUGAUUACACAUGAUGUUGGGAUCUAUGAAGAAACUAACAAGCCCAAGAAAAUAGAUUUCAAAUCAUUUUCGGCUGAGUUAAAACUGAAUAAGAAAAAUUCGGAAAUGAAUGAGAGCAGUUUCCUUGGUGACCCUAUGAAAGGGAAUGAGACUUGUCUACUUCAACAGAAGACAAAUGUUGGUAGCACAGAAAAAAUUAAAUUUGAUGACUUUUUGAAAAGCUUGAAAUCAACUAAACCCUUUACCACACCUGCAGCUGAAGUAUCUUUUUUGCCUUCAGAAGUCCCAGAAAGAAAACAGUGCUCUUUGGAAGUAAAUGCAUCUUUCGACUUGCAAGGGAAAAGCAACCUCAUGAACAUCUUUGGGGGACUUGAUAAUAAAACAGCUGUUACACAGUACAGCUUAUCCAAUGAGACCAUUGCGCCUCCUACGUGUCAUGCUUCAGAGCAAACAGGACAUAGGAUGGUUACUCUGCAUUGUGGAGAUGAAAACAUGGGCAUGAAUAUUGUCAGUACAGAGAGAGUUUUGCCAGCUGGACCUGGCUCACUUAAUGUAGCAAAACAACAUCAGAACUUUGAAAGUGAUUGCUCAGUUUCUUAUGAUAGCUACAGAUCAAAGCCUAGUCAUCCCCCUGGUAUUCAGCAGCACCCAGCUAUGUGUAUUAAUAAAACAACUGUAAACAGUGGGGAAGUAGGUGUUUCCAAAAAACAUGGCAUCAAGUUGAUAAGUAGAGAUGACUCACUGCCCUCUAAUCAAGGAAUAUCUGUUACCCCAAAAUUUUUUGGAGCAAUGCCAGUUCUUGAUGGUAGUAAAAAUAUUGUUUCUUCUAGCACUUGUUCAGAUAUGGAAGUUACUAGAAAUUGCACAGGUUUAAUUUGUGAUGCUAAUUCUAAGGAAAUUAGCAAACUUGUCCAUAGAACUUGUGAAAACAAGAGCAAGAUUGUCUCUAGGCUAAUUGGAAGAACUGUUUUUGGAGACAGUAAUAUGGACACCAUAGAGAAUCAAGCUUCUACAAAUGCUAAUAUGAAUGGUAUUCCUCAUUCCAUCCCCUACAAUGAAAUGACUGCCUCAAAGCGAGAGGCUAUUUAUGGAAAUAAGGAGCUGCAAAAUUUAAGUAUAAAACCUGUUUCUUGGACAUCUUCCCAUCUUGAGAGGAAAGAAGACGCUCGGCUUGUGACAAGUGACAAGUCAGCAGUCUUCUCUGCAAAAGACACAGAUUUAAGUAGAAAUUAUGUUGCCAAGACUGAAGCAAAGCAAGGAGAAAGUCAAUUUCUUCUGUCUGGUGACAAAGCAGCCUUUACUGAACUGAGUGGUACAACAGCUGUAAACUAUACAACUAAUAGAAAAAGUUCCUGUUCAAACAAUAGAAUGCCUGCAGUUCCUGCAGACAAAACUGUUAUGUUUUCAAUCAGUGAAGACAUGGAAUUAACUAAACCCAUAACAUACCCAAUAGAUAAAUCUCUGAAAACUGCUGGAUUUUACAAGAAGCCACAGGAAGAAACAAGACCUAGUAACCAUAAUAUAAUUGGACCCGCUACUAACAAGACAGUUGUAUUUUCCCUUGAAGACAAUGAAAUGGAGAUUACCAGGAGCUGUACAGUGGCAGUAAACCAUAACUUUAUGCAGCAUUGUGAGAAAGAUUCUCAAGUGUUGCCCUUACAGACUGUUGAUAAGACUGUUGUUUAUGCAUCACAUAAUGACAUGGACAUAACUAAACCAAACACAUGCAUAAUAGACCAGUCUCUAGAAAAUGGAGGUGCCCAGGCAGUGCACAAACUUGAUUACAAAGCUGAUGGAAGACCUCCCACUGGAUCAACCAGAGACAAGACUAUUGUAUUUUCUCUUAGUGAUGAGAAUGAAAUGGAAAUUACCAGGAGCCAUACAGUGGCAUUAAACUAUGGUGAUGCCCCUCGAGGUGCCAACAUCCCCAUUACAAUGUAUGUACCUCCAAAUAAAACUGUAAUGUUUACAUUUAGUGAGGAUAUGGAGAUAACUAGGCCUGUUGCAGGGGCAAUAGAUACAUCUCUGAAACGUGUAACUGGUUCUCUUGCUGUACCACAGCAAGGUACAGGAAACGAAAAGAAAAGGAUAAUGGGAACAGCUAGCGACAAGACAGUUGUAUUUUCCUGUGGUGAAGACAAUGAAAUGGAUAUUACCAGGAGCUGUACAGUGGCACUAAACCAUAAUUUUAUGCAUCAUUAUGAGACAGACCCCCAAGUAUUGCCCUUAAAACCUGUUGAUCAGAGUAUUUAUGCAUCACAUAAUGGCAUGGACAGGAGUAAGCCAAUUUCAUGCAUAACAGAUCAGUCACUGGAGAAUGCUAGUGCCCAAGUUGUGUACAAAUCAGGAAAUGAGGCUGAUGGAAAAACUCCCAUUGGAUCAACUAAAGACAGGACUGUUGAAUUCUCUCUUAUUGAAGACAAUGAAAGGGAAAUUACCAGGAGUCAUACACUGAAAGUUAAUCAUGAUACUAUCCAACAAAUGGGGGGAGCUCCUCAAGCACCCUCCCCAUUUCCUGCAGAGAGAUCCUACGUAUUGGUACAUAACAGUAACAUGGCAGUAAAUAAAUCUACAAGUUUUAUUCCUGAAGACAAGAGAAUGAUGCUUAGUCACUACAAUGACACAGAAAUAACUAAACCCAUAAAACAUGUAACAGAUUCAUUCAAGAAAAACAAAGAAAAAGAAACUGAUAAAAUAAUCCUACCAGAAUUUGUUGAGGAAGAGACAGUUAAAUUUUUCCUACAUGAAAACAAUGAGAUGGAGAUUACUAAGAGCUUUACAGUUGCAGUAAACCAUGAUAUCAAAAAAACAGAGAUAGCAUCCCAAGAACUGUCCCUGAUUCCUUCAGAGAAAACCAAGAUUUCUGGACAUAAUAGUUACAUGGCCACAAGCGUUGUCCCUACAGAUAAAGCUUUGAUGUGGAUGCAUAGGAAUGACAUGGGAAUAACGGAACCCUUAACAGAUACAUCAUGGGAAAAUACCAAUUCCAAACAUUUGCCACAGAAGGGAGAGGAAACUAAGAAGGCAAUGCUAUCUGGGCCAGUUAAUAGCAAUGCUAUUGCUGUUAAGGUGCUUGAUGAUGAAAUAGAUAUUACUAAAUGCCACACAGUCGAAGUGAACCAUGAUAUUUUUUCUCAGUCUGAAAGAAGACCUCCAGUGCAGUUUUAUCAGAAUAGUAUGGGCAUUACAGGAUCUUAUAAUGAUAUGAAAAAUAUGCAUGCAAAUAUAAUGAAACUGGGAAAGGAAUCUAAAUGGGAAGUGUCCUCAAACCAAACAUUGGCAUUAGCUACUGUUGAUAAUAUGGACAGUGCUAAAAGGCAUCCAAUGCUGAUGAAUAACAAAACAACUCAGGAUCAUCAAUCAGUUAGCAAAUCUGGGCUCCUAAUUCCUCUCAAUAAAAAUAGUGUGUUCACAUGUUAUCAGUAUGGCAAAGAAAUCAAUAAGUUGCCUCCUAAUGCUACUGCUGAUCAGAGCUUGGAAAAGAAACAGGAGCUAAAUAAAAACACAAAACAGGAAUUGGGUAACAUGUCAUUAUUUACCAGUCAUGGAAUAACACAAGAUAUAGACAUCACUAGAAACCACACAGUUAAUAUUUAUGGUCCCGAUUGUUGUGUACCAAAUCCUGAAAAACAGAUACUGCACUUGGUCACAAAAUCAAGAGAAAAUACCAUUGCAUUUUCAGAUGGUGAGGCCAUGGAGGUAACUAGAAACCACACAACUGGAAUUGAGUUUAUGAAUACAAAUAAUUGUAAUAAUGAACUAAGCUCUUGUUCCCAGACUGAAUUUGGCUCUGAAUUUCCUCCUUUGGUUGUCCCAAAUGAAAAGGAAUUGGACAUUGCUAAAACUGACAAACAUAUGCCUGAAAAGUCAAUUUCAUCCUCUAAUAUGGAGCUGUCUAUAUCUGUAAAUAAGGCCAAUACACAGAAUUCGUCGAGAAUCCAAGACAACCAGCUAGAAUCCCAUAUCUGUAGAAUUAAUAAUCUUGCAGCAGUUGCUGCAAAUUAUGUGCAUGGUUGUGAAGAAAAUGAAUGCACGUUGCCAGUUGAAAUGCUAGAUCAAAAUCCAGAGUUAUGCGGUGAAACUGCUCUUAAUGUGAACACAGAGAGAAUGUGCAUGUUACUUACUGAACAUGAGACUUCAAAAGAUUAUCCAGGAAAAUUAUUUCUAUCAAGACAUGAAGGUAGCCCUGUUAGAGUUCCAGGAGGUCUGCCAGUUGCUGACACAGCAACUAACAUAGACUUGGGCCAUGCUACAAAAGAUUGGCAAACUAAUUUGGAUCUUCCCAUCAAAAACGUCUGCUCAGAAGAAGAUCCAGUCCUUUUGUUUAGACCACCUAGUAUUGUUAAUGAUCGUUCAAUGCUAAUGAACCCUGGGAAGAAGCCAGAGUUUGGCUUAAUAUCUCAAAAUGAUAGGCCCAGACUUGGAGAAAAGCUACUAAAGCAGAAAGAUUUUUUGGAGUUAACAGGAGGUAUCAGAAUAGAAUCCAGUAACUCUGUUGUUUCCAAUGAAUUGAAAAAUAAGCCUUUUACAGAGGGUGAUCCUUUUAGUGUACCCUUCAGUACUAUGCAGAAGGAUAGCUGUCAAAUAAAAAAGUUACCCUUGGGUAUCUUUCCACCUAAACUGCCAAACAAACGAAAAUUCAUCAUUUCUAAUGCAGAUGGCGGUGGUGGAAAAAGAAAACUUCAAGAUUCAGAAAAAUCUCUGCUCAUUAAGAAAUCCUCAGAUAAAAUCACACAACAUUUGAGUCCAUCACACUAUAUAAGUGAAGAAUUACUUCCUCAAUGUGUAGAGGAAAUGGAUUCCAGUGAGCUUCUAAAUUGCGAACUUCGGGAGAAGGUUUGUGAUGUGGUGGAUAAAAAAAUCACUGAUAAAGGGCAUCUAAAAGAAACUAAUAGCCAGAAAAGAGUUUGGAAUCAAGAGGGAGAAGAGUUUCAGAAAGAAAAGAAGCUCAAAGCUGAUGAGGGCUGGACUGAUACCACAGAACUGAAGCAACCAUUUUCCAGCAUUAUAGUACCUAAUGAAGAAAGUCUUGAAGGCAAAAACACCCAAGAUACGAUGGCUUCAAAUAUGGAAAGGACACACAGCAGUAAUGGAAGCUCCUUGGAUUCAAUUAAGGCCGAUCCAGAUUUCAGUAUUCAGCGAAAUGCUGAAAUAGAGGCUGAACUUCUUAUGGGCAGUACUUGUGAACAAAAUUUGCAGGAGAAAUUGCAGGAAGGUGUUAUCACAGUUGGGGAAUUUUUUACACUUCUCCAAGUUCAUAUUCUCAUACUGAAACCUCGCCAGAGCCUGCUCCCACCCAAAUACACUGUCAAUGCAUCUCCUACCCUGGAAGAUUUGAUUCUCAGCAAGUAUGUUUAUCAUCCAAAGUUGCAGAUUUACAAUGAAGAUUGUCAAGCUCUCUCCAAGAUAAUAGAAGAGCUCAAGUUGUGUGCUGAUAACAAAGAUAAACUUCUGGUGAAUGUACAUAAAAGUUUGUGGGAAGUAAUGAGAACCUGUUCUGAUGAGGAGCUGAAACAGUUUGGAGCAGAGUUAAACAAAAUGAAAUCCUGUUUUGCCAAGAAGAGCAAAGUCCUGGCUCACAGAGGGAAAGCAAAAUUAUACAUGAAGCUGGUGCAAAUUGCACAGCUCCAGUGGGAGAAACUCCAAUCAAGACUAAAUGAAAUGGAUGAACUUUUCAAAGAAAUGGAUAGCUGUCUUGUUGCUCUGGAAGCAGAAAUUGCUAAAUUGGAAGAGUCUGAGCUAGAGGUCAGUGAAUCUGUGGCAGAAUGUGAGUCAAAACUGAGACAGACCGAGCAAGAGCUAGAAAACUACAAAGCUCAAGAGGAAGUACUUCAAAGAGAUCAGUCAAAUCUUAGAGGACAGCAACAACAGAGAGUUUCUGAAAUAAAACAUCUCCAGGAAGAAGUCAAACGUUGUCAGGAACAUAUGGAGAAAUACAACUUCUCUGAAUGGGUGGUGAAAGAAUGGAAUGAUCAGCAGGCAGUUUUCACCUUCCUUUGUGAUUCUAUCGAGCUCACUAUUGCACUUGAAUGCCCUGUGGAUGCUGCUGCUUUCACCACCAGAAUGCCCUACAGGAAAAUAGUCAGUGUGCACUUUGAAUCAUUGUUGGAUGAAGCAAAAGCGCCAACUUCUUCCAAACUAGUGCACAAGCUCAUUUUCCAGUUUAUUAUUGAUCAAUGUUCAUGGCAGGAGAAAUACACAACAGUGCACCAUCUUCAUCAGUUGCUGCAUGAUAUCUCUCUUGUGGUGAGUCGCUGUCAGCUCCUAGGAGAAGAGAUAGAGUUUCUGAACAGAUGGGGUGGGAAAUUUAAUCUUCUGAAGACAUCUGUGAAUGAUACAAAACUGAAACUAUUAUUCUCCAGUUCUCUGGCUUUUGCAAAGUUUGAAGUUGAACUGUCUCUCUCUGCCAACUACCCUAUAUCCCCUGUGGCUUUCACUGUUCAAAAAUACACAGGCAAUCUUGGCCAAGAAGAAAUUUCUGAGGUUUUGUCUAAAGUUCCAGUGGGAGCCAACUAUUUGAAGAGAAUGAUCGAUCAGAUUCAUCAUAGUCUGCUCCAGAAUCCCUCAGCAAUUUACAGACAGCAAAAAUAGUUUUGUGUGCAGCUCUCAGACUGGACACUCUGACAGUUGAAGUAUGAGAAAUAUAAUGUCAGCUGCCAAGAGAGCAAUAUUUGUGGUCAGAUAUUUAGACACAGUCUUAAGCACAAGUACGUGGAAAACUGUAAUAAUGAAAGAAUUUCAUAUGGCUUCUUUUCGGUUUUGUGUGUGGUUUUUCCCCCCAGUCAUGUUUUCAUAGCUUCUGGUGCUGCCUAUGGCUUUUUUAUCUAGGAACCUAGCUUCUCUAAACUAUGAAACUGAUAUAAUUCAAUUCCAGUAAUAUUUACGAUUUGAAAGAUCCUUUACUGCAGUUAUGGGUAUCUUCCAAGUUUUGUGUGUGUGUAGAUGAUCAGCAUUAGCCUUUAACACCCCAUCAUAAAUUAUUAGGUUUUAUUUUCAUACAUUUGCUGGUAUAACUCCUAAACUGAAAUCUCAUUCAAAUAUUGCACUUCAAAAACUAUACAUAUUUUCCAAUAUAUAUGAAAAGUACUUUGACAGAAUCUCAGUCAUACCACCAGUGAUGUAUUUUAGAUUAUUGAUGAUGCGCUUCAUCAUAGGUAUACUGUAGCCUCCAGAAUUUCUCCACUCUGAUGUAUAGUUGCCUGACAGCUUCUGUAUAUAUGUAAAGUAUAGCAUUUUAUAACUUUUUUUGAAGCCUGGGAAUUGGUGUUUUAAUUAUCUGUUUUCCUUCUGUUGAAGAGAGAAGUUUUUUAAAAGUAUGUUUAUACUAAUAAACUUGUUUUUGAAAUGA